Messenger RNA from Echinostoma caproni, 210 nucleotides. Lineage: Eukaryota; Metazoa; Platyhelminthes; Trematoda; Plagiorchiida; Echinostomatidae. The record is from the annotation of a GenBank genome assembly.
AUGACAAAAGCAAAUCAUCUUGAAUAUCAUAUGGUGAAUUUCGAGAAGUACAGAUUAAAUGAAGCUGGUGCUGAGAUGAGCAAAGUGUAUGAUGCCUGCACACAAGCUCGCAAGGAUGAGCUAUGCUGUAUCAUCUAUAAUAACAAUGAAAAACGUUCUAACCAGCUGCCCGGUGGUCAGUUGGAUAACAUGCUUGCGCUCUGCCUGUGA